Molecule: messenger RNA, 4011 nt
Organism: Pediculus humanus corporis (human body louse)
Lineage: Eukaryota; Metazoa; Arthropoda; Insecta; Psocodea; Pediculidae
Product: protein outspread, putative
Exons: 17
Coding region: 1-4011 (1336 amino acids)
Biological process (GO): actin filament organization
Cellular component (GO): actin cytoskeleton
Molecular function (GO): actin filament binding
Source: RefSeq, a predicted model, not a curated record
AUGUCUUCAAGUUCGGGAAGAGCAGAAUGUAGAAAAUUUACCCCAAAUAUAUUUAAUAAAACAAAAUGUACGAGUUGUUUUCGUCAAAAAGAAGAACACUCUGCUGAGGCUUUAGAAUCCAACAGAGUAACUAGAAAAAUAUCAAAAUGUGGAUAUUUAUUUGUCGCUCCAGGAUGGGAUUUUAGCAUCCCUAUCAAUAGAACCAAGAGAUGGCAAAGGCGUUGGUUUGUUCUAUACGAUGAUGGGGAACUAAAUUAUUCUUUGGAUGAACAUCCAGAUUCAGAUUUUACUAGUAUUGAUAUGAACAAAGUAAUGGAAGUAAGCGAUGCAGAAGAAAUAACAGGGAAUUUGUAUAGUAUAGCAAUUACAGCUUCAGAUGGAAUACAUUUUGUUAAGGGAACGACCAGAGAGGAAGCAAGGUGGUGGAAAGAUGUUUUAAGCGGAAGGCAUAAACGAAACGCUACUUUUCCCGUUAGUCAACCUUCAUCAAUUUUACAGCAGGCAUCAUUAAAUUGUAGAAGUUCAACGGAAAACAGGCCUAGAUUUAAUAGCGUUCGUACCGAUUCAGACGUCGUCCUACAUUCUAAUUCAUCAAAAUGGUUGAAUGUGGAAAGUGAUAUAUACCCAACGAGAGAUGUACAGGUCAAAGUCGAACAAUCGGAAUCCAAUAAUAAUAACAAAACCGAUUCGGAACAAACGCCGACAAUAAUCGCGGAUGAUAAAAAAUCUUACAGUAAUCGGCAUCCGGUUAGUUCGUUUUCGCCUCCGACUCGCGACAAAGUAAAUUCCGAUGAAAGAACUAAAACUAGAAAAUCGUUGAACAGAGAAAAAAGAAGUCUCAAGUUAGACAAAGAAAUGUUUGCCGUUGAAAAAAGUGAAGAAAAUUUCGGGGAUGAAUUUCCGUCCACAAAAAAAAAUAAAAACUCGGAUCAAAGCAUUACGAAAAUACUCAGGGAAGGAAGUUCGGAUAAAAAUGAUGAAACGAGACGAUUAUUAUUGGAAAGUGAAAAAUCAAAAAGAAAAGAAAAAUUAAAAGACAUCGCGGACAGUUUGACCAAACCCAGAUUACGAAGGAAUAUUACGAACGAAUACAUGUCUUUGGAAUGUAAAACGAAAAAUCAGAUAAAGCCUACAAGAGACGGAGAAUGUAGUGAAGAUGAAAGAGAAUCUUCUGGAACUCCGAUUUCACCUAUGGAAAAAAAUGAAUUGAACCCAGUUCGAGAAAAAGCAGUACGAGGAGAUCCUGAUGGAUGUAAUUUGGAUGUCUCUUUGUGCGACUACCCUCCCGAUUCGGAACUUCGCGUUGAUCUUCCCGCUGAAGAAUUAUUAAACAUCAAAAAAGGUUGGCUCUUAAAACAAGGAUCGGGAAAAGAAUGGACAAAACAUUGGUUUGUUUUAAGAGGAGUUGCUCUUAUGUAUUAUCGCGAUCCGACAGCAGAAGAUAAAGGAAUUCUGGAUGGCGUUAUGGAUUUGAGUUCGAUCAAAAGCGUGUCAGAGAUUCAGGUUCAAAGAAAUUACGGAUUUCAAACUGUGGCCUGGGACGAUAAAAAAUACGUUUUGUCAGCGGCCACAGCGGGCAUCAGAAGCAAUUGGAUCGCUGCAUUAGUUAAAGCUGCGGGUUUGGUUAAAAAUUUUGAAAAAGGUUCUUUAAAAAUAAAUGAAAAAUUAGAACGGGAUUUAGAUAAACCUCCUAGUCCGACGCCUCUUCCACCUUCACCUCCUCUCAAUAGAACACCCAUAUCCAAAGUAAAAGAGAGAGCUAAAACCCAAACCACAAGAUCUCGCGUGUAUAAUAAACGUUCAAAAUCUAGCCCUCCGACUUCCCGAAAAGCCCACACUUUACAUAGAAGUUGUGAAACUAGCCAUGAAGAAAAGAGAGAAGAACCAAUCAAGCGAUCGGCAAUAUUAGAUAAAGUCGAUAGACACGUGAAGGAAAUAGAUGAGCUCAAAGGGCAGUUAAGUUUGGCUUUGUGUGAAAAAACAACGGCUGAAAAAGAAUUAUCACGUUUGAGACAAAGAAAAACGGAUGCCAAUCAGCAAGUCGAAGAGUUACUUAGGAAUUUAAAAAUAGCCGAGAACGAAUUGAAAUUAAAAAGUCAAGAAUUGGAAAAUUUUGAAAAACUUAAACAACGAUAUAGUGCUCUUUUGAAAGAACAUGAAGGAAUGUUAAACGAAGAAAAUGUUCAAGUAUUAAAAUCUGAAUUGACUAAUCUUAGUGAAAGGCUAAUGCGUGGGUUGGAGGAAAAUGAAGGUCUUUAUGGGAGAAUGAGAGAACUGGAAGGAAGAUGUCUUUCCUCUUCCAGAGAAAGAGGUCGCAGUGUGGAUUCAUUGAGUGAUCUUACAAAUGUAGAUUUAGAUAUUAAUUUAGAAACUCUAAAUAAGGAGAGAAUAAUUGAAGAAUACGAAGAAUUAAAAGGAAGAUUUGAAAAAGCCGUACAAGAAAUAAGAGCCAUGAAAAAAGAAUUGAGAGAAUCGCAUGCCAAUUAUGACGAUUUGGAAUUGACCGUUAUAAAUCUUAGACAAGAUGCUAAAAGAAAGGAAGAAAAUGGGAAAGCGCAAGCAGAACUUAUGGCAUCCCGAAUAGAGGAUUUGACACUAAAGCUUUCUGCAUCGGAAAAACAAUCUCGCGUGUUAAAACAAAAAAUAGCCAAAUCAGAUUCAAGAGAAAAAAGAAGGUCUCUUUCCCUCAAAGGUAAAGAAUCUUUUUAUAUCGGAAAGGAAACCGAAGAAAAAUUAGCAGAAUUAGAAGCUAAAUUAGAAGCUUUAGAAUCGGGAAAGCAGACUUCGGAAAGUAAAAAACAAGAAUUUAAAGCAGAUAAAAGGUUGCAAAAGGCAUGGUCUCUCGCGCAGGAAUCGUUGAAUAAAGAAUUGGCACAAGUGGAAUUAUCGCAGCUCGCUUUGAGGUUUGGCCAAAGAACAAGAGGGAAGAUUGACGAAUUAGAUUUCGAAACGAGGUUUAUUUAUUUAUAUCAGAAAUUCAGUGCGGAGUGUUUGAAAUCCGUUGAAGGAUCAAAAUUUUGUUUAAAUAAUUCUGCGGCCGUGUUAAAAAAUUUAAAACAUUCCGUUGAGAAAAUAAAAAAUCUUCGGGAAAUGUUACAAUUGCCGGAAUCAUCCACAUCACUCCCAAGUUUGUCACAUUCGAAUUCGAACAACAUUCUCGAUCAUUCCGCAUUCAUUUCCAAUCAACUCGAAGAUUUCACGAAAGGAAAACAUUUAUGUAGGCAAUGUUGUCUCCUCAAGGAAGCUUUAAGAAAUGAUCUUAUGGGAGAAUUAGAAUAUCAGAAAAAUUCACUCGUUUGCCAACACGAAAUCGAACAAGCUCAACUCGUUGAAAAGACAAAAUGUUUGGAAAAAAGAUUGGAAACUCUCGACGUGGAAUAUUCUCAGCAGAUUAACGGAUUACGAAUGGCUUAUCAUAAAACGAUAUCAACCGAUUUAGAUGGAAAAGAUGAAAGUUCAGUUGAUUCGAUACGACUCAGAUAUCAAGCUGAAAUAGAACAACUUCGGACUCUUUGCGAAAAGGGAUUAAGUGCCGUAGAUAAUUCUCACAGAAGAAUCAUAACAGAACUUGAAGAAAAACACAGGCAAGAAUUGGCGGCGGCGGCCGCGGAAAAAGAACAAGCUUUAGCAGAAGAAACUCAAGCGACUUUGGCAGCUCUUGACGCUAUGAGAAAAGCUCACGAAACGGAAGUUCAAAAAGAAAUUGCUAAAUUCAAAUCGGAGUUUUUGAAAAAAAUGCAAAGCAAUCAUGACAUUGGAGCACUUCAUAAAGAACACGAGGCGGAAAUGGAAGAAAUAAAAAAAGAAAUUUUAUCCUUAUCGGAAAAAUAUUCCGUCAAAUGCGUAGAAUCGGCUUCGCUCGAAGAGCAAUUGAGCAACAUGAGCAAACAAUUAAAUCAAGCUCACGAGCACAUAAUGCAAUUGGAUGCGAGAAAUAAACAACUUCGCUCCUACAUAGUUUCCAGGAGGUCGGAGCCUGGAGAAGACAGUUUGAAUGAAUUGAAAGAGUGA